Messenger RNA from Centruroides sculpturatus (bark scorpion), 1505 nucleotides. Its product is annotated as kinesin-like protein KIF21A. Gene Ontology annotation, biological process: microtubule-based movement; mitotic spindle organization. Gene Ontology annotation, molecular function: microtubule binding; microtubule motor activity; ATP binding. The transcript has 5 exons. Bases 66 to 1418 code for a protein of 450 amino acids. The record is from RefSeq and is a predicted model, not a curated record. Lineage: Eukaryota; Metazoa; Arthropoda; Arachnida; Scorpiones; Buthidae.
AAAUUAAAGCAAAUUCUGAUUUUAUCUACAUAAAAGGUCAGACUGGAUCUGGAAAAACGUACACAAUGGGAACUGGAUUUGACGUGAAUGUGAUGCCCGAAGAAAUAGGAAUAAUACCAAGAGCCAUGCAACAUUUAUUUGAUGGUAUUAAACAGAGACAAGAGGAAGCUAAAGAAAAGGGAAUGAUACCACCUGAAUUCAAAAUUAAUUUAUUUAUGGAGCUAUAUAAUGAAGAAAUCUUAGAUUUGUUAGACACUGCAAGAGAUCCUGAACAAAAAGGGAAAAAGUCUCAUAUUAAAAUCCACGAAGAUGCAACUGGAGGAAUUUAUACUGUAGGUGUAAUAACUCAGCCAGUAACAAGUGUAGAGGAGACGAGGCGUUGUCUAAGGAUGGGUGCUUUGUCUAGAACUACAGCAAGUACACAAAUGAAUUCUCAAUCUUCGAGAUCUCAUGCUAUAUUUACAUUACACAUUAAACAACAGAGGAUAGUAAAAUUACAGACAAAUGAAAAUGAAGAACAGAUGAAGGGUAAUAUGAUGGAAGAAUUUGAAACCCUUACUGCAAAAUUUCACUUUGUUGAUCUGGCUGGUUCAGAGAGGUUAAAAAAAACUGGUGCUACUGGUGAUAGAGCCAAAGAAGGAAUUUCAAUAAACUGUGGAUUGCUUGCUCUUGGAAAUGUGAUAUCUGCAUUAGGGGACAGGUCACAGAAAGUGACACAUGUACCAUACAGAGAUUCAAAGCUAACCAGGUUGUUACAAGAUUCCCUAGGAGGAAACAGUCAUACAUUAAUGAUUGCUUGUAUUUCUCCAUCUGAUCAUGAUUUUAUGGAGACUUUAAAUACAUUGAAAUAUGCUAACAGAGCAAAAAAUAUUAAAAAUAAAGCAAUUAUAAAUCAAGAUAAAUCUAGUCAGUUGAUGAUGAUGCUUCGUCAAGAGAUUCAACAACUAAAAUUGGAAUUAGUGGAAUAUAAACAGGGUAAACGAAUUGUGGGUGAAGAUGGCACAGAACAGAUUAAUGAUAUGUUUCAUGAAAAUACAAUGCUGCAGGCAGAAAAUAACAAUCUCAGGACAAGAAUUAAAGCGCUCCAGGAGACUAUAGAAAGGUUAACAGCUCGUAACACUGAACUUCUAGCUGAGAAAGCAAGUGGACAAUGGAUAGAACCUGGUGAUACAAAUUCAAAAUCUGAAAUCACACAAAUGAUACAAGGUUACUUAAAAGAAAUUGAAGAACUUAGGGCUAAACUAAUGGAAUCAGAAGAAACGUGUUCACAGUUAAGGAAACAAAGUCAAAGGCCUAAAACAUUAUUUCCAUUGAGUCCUCAUGCAGCAACUGUUGCAGUAUCUGGCCAAUAUGCAAUAACACCAUAUACUGAUGGUAAUGUAGAUGAUGUUCUAAUGGAAGCAAAAACAGAAGUAUAAAAACUAAUUGAAUGCUCAAAAACAUUAAAAGAAAAAAGUGAAGAAGAAGAAAAUGAUGAUAAAUUAGAAGAAAAUGAAGAAAAAGAG